AAAUAGAAAAAACUGGAGUGGGUAAUAGCGAUUUUCGGAGGGCUGAUUUAUGAAUUUACUGUAUAUUCCGGGGUGGCAGAUAUCGGACAUUCCUAUUUCUCACCUCUUCACUCCUCUCACUCGUCCCUGGUGCCCUUGGUCUCGCUACCCUACGAAUCAGACUGGGAAGCAAGGAUGGUGAUUAUGUCUCUUCGUUCUGUGCUCCGAAAGCUGGGUACUAAUCGAUCCACUUACAGUAACAUUAGAAGCGCCGUGCUUGGGGCUUCUCAGAGCGCGGCUGUCAACAACAAUUUCAGAAAUCCCGAGGCCAAGCCCGUGUCUUCAGUAGAGUCUAGUGCUGGUUAUUGUUGUCACCAUGUUUCUGAUGAUGGAUACCUCGCAAUGCAAUCGAGGACGACGGCCCCUCGCUUUCCCUGUUCUGGGCAGGAAUUUGAUUAUUAUAUCAAUUUAAAAGGACGGGGAUUAGAGGCUGCCCGUUUUGCCACACAAGAGUUCAACAAGCAAAAGAAUGCCCAACUGCAGUUUGUUAGAAUGCUGUGUGCUAACAGGCGGAGGCUUAACAAUGGUCCUCAUUACAUGUAUUUUAUAUUGCUUGAGGCAAUGGAUGGUGGUGAGCUGAAAGUCUACCAGGCACAUGUUUCGCCAGAUUUCACCGGCGGCAUGUCUUUGCAAUUCCUUGGUCGUGUCGUGGAGAAGGGGUCUCCUGUAAAAUUAUUUGAUCCCCUGGAUAACUUUUGGGACUGAAGGUGGUUCGCUGUGGCUGCUGAAAGAAGCAUCAAUUAGAAAUCGGUUUUUAUUUAAUUAAACUAGAUUAGUGAAGGUGGAUGACUCUUACCUGCUAUGGAACGUCGUAACUCUAACCCUAGCUUGCAGACUUUCCUAUUAUUUCAACUUUGUUGUGGGAUUAGAAGUAUGAAACUUUGGCUGGCAUGCCAUUCUCAUCACUUUGAACUUAAUGCAGCAAAUUUUAUUGCUAUC
Messenger RNA from Malus domestica (apple), 978 nucleotides. RefSeq lists its product as uncharacterized. The record is from RefSeq and is a predicted model, not a curated record. Lineage: Eukaryota; Viridiplantae; Streptophyta; Magnoliopsida; Rosales; Rosaceae.